AUGCCUUGGCUUGCACCUCUCUGCCUCUGGGGCGCCGCAGCUGGGACGUUUGUUACCCUUCUCAUGAGCCCCGUCCCGUUGUUCCAGAAGGAUGUGCUGCUCAAGAUCCCUGGUAUCAAGGACUUUUUCGAGGAUACCACGCCGAUUAGCGACAAGCCUUUCUGA
Molecule: messenger RNA, 165 nt
Organism: Dacryopinax primogenitus
Lineage: Eukaryota; Fungi; Basidiomycota; Dacrymycetes; Dacrymycetales; Dacrymycetaceae
Exons: 2
Coding region: 1-165 (54 amino acids)
Biological process (GO): mitochondrial electron transport, ubiquinol to cytochrome c
Source: RefSeq, a predicted model, not a curated record